AAGUAUAACUAUACUGGAGUAGGGACUAGGACGGCCCUGGACGCCGACUCGCGACCUGGCGAAGCUAACUCCUCCGCCAAUUUGCAAUAAAUCUGGAAUCCGAACUCACCGAUGGCUUCCCCAAGGUCCACUACAACUAAACUUCACAACAUUUCAAGUUUUGAACACACUCAGUUUGAACAGGGCUCUCGUAAAGUCAGCUACCGUUGAAUCUGCCGUCUGGACCCGGGGACGAGCAACCGCCUUGUCUGCGCCGCGUAACGACUCCGCCGAGUUCCGCCGCUUGGAGCGCUAGCGUCGCCCCCGCCCCGGGCCUCUAGUAGAAGCCAAGACACGCAGUGUUUGCAUGGUGUUUGUGUACAUUUCGCCGGUGUGAGUGACUGAAAAUGACGGAAGAAGUAGAUGAUGAAAUGGACGUCAGCUUUGGGGAUGAGGAGUUUGGAAUAGCAAACUCAACAUUUAAUUCGGUUGCGCCUGUUGACGAUUCGUUCGAAUCCUCUUUUGAGGGGGACAUAGACGACCCGACAACUUGCAUGUCAACACCUGUCAAAGACAAAGAAAAAGGGAAAGGGGGCAGGUUCAAGGUGCCGAAGCCGCCACCAGCCAAAUACUUUAAAAAGUGCGGCUCGUGUGGUAGGUACAUUUUAACCGAGCGAGGCUGGAAAACUCAUGAGCAGACGCAUCGCUGGAAAGAUGCUGCUGCCUUGAAACCGUCUGUACAAGAACUAAUUGAAAUUUCCCGUGAAAAGGCACCUCAGCUGAUUGAGCAAGUCAUAUCAGAGUUCAAUGCAUCCGAAGGAGAACCAGGCUUCCAAUUAGCUUUGGAAAUUCGGUCUGUGCUGGGGGACCUCAAACAGAAUAUACAUGGUUCUGCUUUUCUGACCAUCGUUCUCUCCCUCAUUCAAGAAGUCCUGUCUUCUAAAGCCAGAUCUAAGGCAAUGCCAUCUGCUCUCCGCCCAGUUCUCCAGACUGAACUCUCCAAGAUCUACAGUGACAGUGAUAAAAGGAAGAAAUUAAUGGACACAUUCCUAGAAGUCACCACUACCAAAGAGAGCAUUGCAUGGAAUAUUAUUUUUAUUUUCAUUAAGAAAGUUAUGGACUCGACUUUCAUUACCAUGUGUGCAAAAAUUAGGGGUUCAGACUUGCUGUCAACGAAACAUCUUUCCAAAGAUGACUUCAACCACCACCUUUCUCAGCAGCUAGUCCAUCAUGUGUCUGGGUCUUGUUUGCGAGCUCAUUUCCGCAAUGCAUACACUUAUCCAAAGAACCGGUACAUGAGGAAUGUAAGGGACUGCAUUCUGGAGAAAUUUGGCCAGAUUGGACAUCCCUCUGUUAUGGACAAGAAGAGUCCAAAGUAUUGGACAUCUCUCUUGAACAAGAAAUCCCUUUUCUUUCUACAUGAGUCUGCACUGCCCUUCUUCAUUGAGCUUUCAAAAAUACUUCAAAGUUUGGAGACCCGUCAAGGCACACCACUUCAUAAAGAUGUAAUGGAGGUUGUGGUUUCCAACGCAGCAAUGACAACGUUGUGGGAUGCCACUGUAGGGAAUAGUCUGUCUGAUGAAGAGUCAUUCAGAUUCAUGACUCAAGUGAUCAAAUCUUUGGGAAAUCGUUUUGGUAAAGGUGUCAUGUUGAGACGGAUGAAUGCCAAAGCUAAAACGGGAAAGGCCAACAAGACUAGUCUUGCUCCCGGUUUCAGAGCUCGCCUUAUUGGUAAGCAGUGAUUAUGAUUGUUUUUUUCACAGUAUUCUUAUUAGUAAUUGAUUGCCAAAGUCAGUGAGUAUUAUUUUAUGUGAUUACAUUUGAACCCAUGCAAAUGGGACUUGCCAUUUCAUACUAGUUUUUGUUCAUGCAUAGGAACAAUAGUAAUUUAAGACAAUAUAAAUUUUGUUGGUUGGAUAUGUUUGUUUUCUUUUAGGGGAGUACAUUUGA
Molecule: messenger RNA, 1929 nt
Organism: Thrips palmi
Lineage: Eukaryota; Metazoa; Arthropoda; Insecta; Thysanoptera; Thripidae
Exons: 3
Coding region: 387-1721 (444 amino acids)
Source: RefSeq, a predicted model, not a curated record